CACCCGUAACCCGCACUGUGCAGGCGCACCUCCCGCUCGGCGGCAAGUUUGAGCGAGAGAGAAAUAGACAUCGAAACACAGAGAAAGAUGCCGCGAGUCUCUGCCAGCUAAUGGUGAGAAAGCGGUGAAGGGAUUGGAGUUGGAGACGUUGGGCGAGGAGCUGAUCCCUGCAGCACCUGAAUUAGAGAGAGAGAAACUGGGGUCAGGAGAGGGAGGGCCUGGCAGAGGGAGACCGAGACUGGGUCUGGCACAGGGAGACCGAGACAGGGACUGGCACAGGGAGACCGAGACUGGGCCUGGCACAGAGAGGCCGAGACAGGGCCUGGCACAGGGAGGCCGAGACAGGGACUGGCACAGGGAGACCGAGACUGGGCCUGGCACAGAGAGGCCGAGACAGGGCCUGGCACAGGGAGGCCGAGACAGGGACUGGCACAGGGAGACCGAGACUGGGCCUGGCACAGAGAGGCCGAGACAGGGCCUGGCACAGGGAGGCCGAGACAGGGACUGGCACAGGGAGACCGAGACUGGGCCUGGCACAGAGAGGCCGAGACAGGGCCUGGCACAGGGAGGCCGAGACAGGGACUGGCACAGGGAGACCGAGACAGGGACUGGCACAGGGAGAUCGAGACAGGGACUGGCAGAGGGAGACCGAGACAGGGCCUGGCGGAGGGAGACCGAGACAGGGCCUGGCAGAGGGAGACCGAGACAGGGACUGGCACAGGGAGACUGAGCUAUCACCUAUGAAGUUACAUAGGGAGACAACUGCAAUCUAAGAAAUCAUAUGAAAAAGGGGUACAAAGUAUAAUCAGAUGUUAGGAUAGAGUUAUGCUUUCUGAACAGUUUGUGUUUGACAGACUGUGAAUACAAUGCUGCUUUGUUUGGCUUAAUUAUGUUUAAGAAUAAGGCAAAAUCAAUAAUUGCUUAGAGACCUGAUCAGCUAAUGACGUUUACAUUUGGUAAUAGAUAUACUGAGAUUGAUGAAAAAUAAAGGGUAAUUGAUAUAAAAUAGCAGAAAUUGAGAUUGUAAAAGGGAAUGACACUAUUCAGGUGACUUCAUAAUAUUACGGAAAAAAAAGCAAUUAAUAAUGUGGGUGAGAACAUAAACGUCAAGUUGAAACAUAAGAUUGAAAGGGGUUUUAAGGGCACAGGAAUUGUUUAGGCGUGAUUAUAAAGUAGCUCAAAUUAAUCGGACAAUGUUAAGGUUUUAAAAGUGAGCUCAGCUCAAAGGGAGAAGUUAUAAUGGAAGCUGAAAAGAACUGCUAAACGAUGUUAAGACUUGAUAACUGGAGUCACUAAAGCAGUGAAUCAACUGCUCUGCAAUGGAAUAGAGAAUCGAAGCUGAAGAAGUCCCAAUGUUCAGUGAUUAUGGACUAGAGGCUGGACCGAGACAAAGCUGCCCCCGUUCAGCUCUUUGAGCAAAAGUCAUUGGAUGAGAAAAAUGCAACUUCAAAGCUGAUUGAAUAAAUAGAUAUUCUGACUUGCAUUGGAAUCAAAGUUUCAGAGAAUGAGAAGAAGUCUAGCCCCAAGUCAGCUUGCCAAGCGAAAGCCAGGACAUUUACCCGAUGAUGAGGAUGCGAAUCCAAAAAGGCGAAAGGUGGGAUCUGAGCAUGACAAUGGUAAAAGUUUUAUUUCACCACUUCGGAAACCACUAACACAGCUGACCAAUCGGCCUGUGUGCCUUGACAGCAGCCAGCAUGAGGCUUUCAUUCGCAGUAUCCUGGCCAAACCUUUCCGAGUGCCUAUUCCAAACUACACAGGUUCCCUUGGAUUGAAGGCACUGGGGAUUAAGCGUGCAGGAGCCAGACGAUCUCUCCAUGACCCAUAUGAAGAAGGUGCUUUGGUACUCUUUGACCCUCCACCUCUGAGUGUACAUGACCAACUAAAGGCUGACAAAGAGAAGCUUCCGGUACAUGUGGUGGUUGAUCCUAUCUUGUCCUCUGUCUUAAGACCACAUCAGAGAGAGGGUGUGAAGUUCAUGUGGGACUGUGUGACAGGCCGACGUAUUGCGGAUGGCUUCGGCUGUAUUAUGGCAGAUGAGAUGGGAUUGGGGAAGACAUUGCAGUGCAUUUCCCUGAUGUGGACCCUCUUGCGACAAAGCCCAAAUGCUAAACCAGAGAUUGAGAAAGUCAUUGUUGUGACUCCAUCCAGUUUGGUGAAAAACUGGUAUAAUGAGGUGGAAAAAUGGCUGGCAGGAAGGUUACACUCAUUGGCUAUUGAUGGAGGAACUAAAACAGAGAUUGACCAGAAACUGGCUACGUUCAUGAGCCAGCAUGGGUUGCGGAUCCCAACUCCAAUCCUCAUAAUUUCUUAUGAGACAUUCCGGCUACACGCUGACGUGCUUUGCAAGGGUGCUGUUGGCUUGGUCAUUUGUGAUGAGGGCCACAGGUUGAAAAAUUCAGACAACCAGACAUACCAGGCUCUGAACAAUCUAAAUGCCAAGCGCCGUGUAUUGAUCUCAGGAACUCCAAUCCAGAAUGACCUGCUCGAGUACUUCAGCCUUGUACAUUUUGUCAAUGCAGGAAUACUCGGCACCGCACAGGAAUUUAAAAAGCGAUUUGAAUUGUCCAUCUUGAAGGGGCGUGAUGCAGCUGCAAGCGAACGUGAAAGACAGCACGGUGAGGAGAAACUAAAAGAGUUAAUCAGCAUUGUGAAUAGGUGUUUAAUUCGAAGGACAUCAGAUAUCCUCUCCAAAUACUUGCCAGUGAAGAUUGAGCAGAUUGUCUGCUGCAGACUCACGUCUCUGCAGUCAGAGUUGUACAAGCUGUUCUUAAAACAAGCCAAACCGGCAAUAGAAAUGGAACAAGCUCACAGUGGGAAAAUGAGUGUCUCUUCUCUAUCUUCAAUUACUUCACUGAAAAAACUUUGUAACCACCCGACAUUAAUCUAUGAGAAGUGUGUGGAAGGUGAAGAAGGAUUUCAGGGAGCACUAGAUCUCUUUCCAUCAGGAUACAGCACAAAAUCUGUGGAACCUCAGUUGUCUGGCAAGAUGCUUACCCUUGAUUAUAUCUUGGCCAUGACUCGAAGUACUAGCUCUGACAAGGUGGUACUGGUAUCAAACUACACACAGACUCUUGAUUUGUUUGAGAAGCUCUGCAGAGACAGGAGAUACCUGUAUGUUAGAUUGGAUGGUACCAUGACAGUGAAAAAGAGGGCCAAGAUUGUGGAACGUUUUAAUAAUCCCACAAGUCCAGAAUUUAUCUUCAUGCUGAGUAGCAAAGCUGGUGGGUGUGGCUUGAAUCUGAUUGGUGCAAAUCGGUUAGUCAUGUUUGAUCCAGACUGGAAUCCAGCUAAUGACGAACAAGCGAUGGCUCGUAUAUGGCGAGAUGGACAGAAGAAAAUUUGCUACAUCUACAGGCUUUUGUCGACAGGAACAAUCGAGGAGAAGAUUUUCCAACGUCAGACUCAUAAAAAGGCUCUGAGCAGCUGUGUUGUGGAUGAGGAACAAGACGUUGAACGACACUUCUCCCUCGGAGAACUUAAGGAGCUCUUUACUCUAAAUGAGAGCACAGCCAGUGACACACACGAUAGGUUGAAGUGUCGCCGAUGUGUAAAUGGACACCAGGUGCGCGGUCCUCCUGAGGACUCAGACUGUACAUCUGAUCUCUCUCAGUGGAAUCACUGUGCAGAUAAACGUGGACUACGAGACAUGGUCCUUCAGUCUGCUUGGGAUGUUGCAGUCUCCUUUGUCUUUCAUCACCACUCCCACGAGCAACAGCGUGGAGUCAUCUGAGAUGGCUAGAAGCAGUUGCAAAAUUGUGAUGAAUAAAGACUUGUCGUUAAUCAACAAUGCGUUAAAUGAAUUUCGUGUCUGCGAAGUCUGAUUGCAAUACAGACUUGACAGUGCUGUGCUUUGUGGAAACCCUCAACUUCAUUAUGGAAUAUGAGUGAGCAUCAGCAGGCUCCUCAGUCCAUCUUGACUUCACUUGAUAUUUGCAUAUUGAAGCUCUGCUGUCUUGUACAUGUAGUUAAAAUAUCUAUCACUGUUCCUCGAAGUGCUCUUGGGUAUUGUAUUUUUUUCCAUAUAAAAUACUCCUACGUCUUUUCCACUGUACAUGAAAUGUGAAGGACUGAACAGAUAAUGCAGGGGAGUUUUACGAUCUAUUCUGUGAAUGGGAGUGUUUUUCUGAACUCUACUUUUGUAUAUAUUGCAUAAGACAUUGGUAAAUUCUAAUUUUCAGGGGAAAUCAGUGGUACUAAAGUGUAAGUACAAUAUACUUCAAGUUUCCCUUUUUUGGAGAAAUUUCUGGUUUGUAAAUUCAAACAAUUUGAGGAUGUAAUACUAUCAUUCCUGUCUGUUGUCAUCUAUGAUACCCUCAAAAAGCCAGUUCAAAUUAAUUUUUGACAUCUGAAGCCCAUGCAUCUUUAAGCCACAUACUUAAUUUAAUAGUUCUGUACAAUUAUGGUCAGUUCAUGUGUCUGUAAUUGAGAGAUGGGCCUCUGGAAAAUGUACAUUUUCUUUGUUCAAUAUUAAAUGUUUUCCUCACUU
Molecule: messenger RNA, 4486 nt
Organism: Carcharodon carcharias (great white shark)
Lineage: Eukaryota; Metazoa; Chordata; Chondrichthyes; Lamniformes; Lamnidae
Gene: rad54l
Product: RAD54 like
Exons: 18
Coding region: 1505-3730 (741 amino acids)
Biological process (GO): double-strand break repair via synthesis-dependent strand annealing; reciprocal meiotic recombination
Cellular component (GO): nucleus
Molecular function (GO): ATP-dependent chromatin remodeler activity; DNA translocase activity; ATP binding
Source: RefSeq, a predicted model, not a curated record